AUGGGAAUAGGCCAGUCCACUGAAUCGGAGAGCCAGGCGUCCUCUCCAGAGAAGCUGAGCUACUUGCUCGCGGAACGCUUUGCAACAAAAUGCUUCACUUCUUUGGAGUUGACUCAUCUCAAAGACAACUUCUUCACACGCGCAAUUGACCAAGGUGGCUGGAAAUACUGGAACGAGAAGAUACUCUCGGACUUCCUGGGGAUUCCAGAUAGCAGUGAUUCUCAAUGUCCUCUGGACGCGGGCCCGGUGAUUUUCCGCAUGGUCUCGUAUCUGGGGGCGUUUCCUUUCCAGAAUACGCUAGCGCCAAGCGUUCUAACCUUUGACGCUAUGGUGAAAGUGAUUGUCUUGCUGACUGAACGAUAUGGUAAAGUCCUGAGGAGAGCGCGCAGGGAUAGGAUACGGUUGCUUUUCGGGAGCCUUGCUGACGUUGGAAGGAAGGAUGUUGAUCGGGGGAGUAACGGUAAUGAAGUGGAGGAGGAUGCGGAUGCAUCUGUAGCGAGCUCCCAUGCCCCAGGGUUUGCUGUCGACGAGCCGCUUAACGAUGACUAUGAGGACGAGGAGGACGAUGACCUUGCACUAGCUGCUUUGGAAUCUUUGGAUGCCAUUGAAGUGUUUAAGCACGACUCCCGCAUGGAUAGGACCGUCUACGAAGCUCGAAUAUCCGCCGAUACGCUCCGUCGCCUCUUGAUGCUACUUAUAGUGAUUUCCCCUUUAAAGUUCCUUGAGCCUGUGGGGACAUAUACGUCUGAUCUAAAUGAAAAGCGCAUGGACGUGAUUCGGGCGCAGGCCGAUAGCAUCAUGGCAGCAUUCAAGCAGGAGCCAUCCGGCGGGAUAAGCUACAAAGAAUUUGCUCGGACUGUGACUUCUUCAUUACCAUAUCUUUUUGAUCCUCUGACACCAUUGUUUGAGCAUCUCCUUUUCAGCAGGAAUCUGAAUUUAUCCCAGAAACGCGACAGGGCUGAUUCCGCUGCCUCAGCUGCCUCAGAGCCGGUCGAAGAGUCCCCAGAAGAUCUACCUUCGCCUCCAAUUAUUACACUCCCAGGUAGUUUCGAAUCAGUGAUUCUGAACUCAAGCGCCAUAUCACAUCUCUCAUUCUUUCUACCCUCAUCCUCCGAAAGUUUGAACUUUCUCCGUGGCAACGCGCGCCUGCACCCUGUCUUCUCAACAGUCGCACACGGAUCCUCUCUGACCUCUUUCUCCCACCACGUGCUUACCUGGUCCUCGGGGACUCUUCUUGUACUCGAAGGGGCCGCCGAAUCGGGCGACAUGGUAACACUUGGUGCAUACCUACCGCAGCCAUGGAAGUCAUCGACGUCAACUCAGAACACUUCCAAAUUCUCCAAUUCGGUCCUCCCAUGCCUCUUUCAGCUCUCGCCAAAGCACCUACUCCUACAAGGGAACAGUUCCCCAUCUGUGCAAUCGCCAAAUACACCUGUCGCCUACUUCUCCACAAGCUCGGGCAUCUCAAUAGGUUGCCAAAUCCCCCCUUCAUCACGAAGCAAUAAAAAGCCUCCCACUCCACUAGGGGCAGGCAGUUUAACCAUCGAUGUCAGUCUCGAAACCGCCGAGUUCCACGUUUCGCCAUUCGGCCGCAACGGCGCUUUUCUUCCACCACCCCCAGGAUCUACUCCAGAGACCACGGCCAAAACGCAAAUUGAGAUCUACAACUUGGAAGUAUGGGGAUUAGUCCCCGAUCCUGAAGCCACCUCCGGAGAGGGCGGGAAAAGCGCGGUUGAAUUGCAACAGGACAAAUGGGACUUUGAAGCUCGCGAGGCAGAACGAAGACGCAACCUGAACCUGAAGGGCGGGCCCGGCGGCUCUGACGUCGACAGCGCUAGAUGGCUAUUGGAGACUGCAGGCUUGAUUGGUGACGGCAGUGGCACUGGACGCGCCGGAGGCAGUGUUUGA
Molecule: messenger RNA, 1908 nt
Organism: Aspergillus ibericus CBS 121593
Lineage: Eukaryota; Fungi; Ascomycota; Eurotiomycetes; Eurotiales; Aspergillaceae
Product: TLD domain-containing protein
Exons: 2
Coding region: 1-1908 (635 amino acids)
Source: RefSeq, a predicted model, not a curated record